Molecule: messenger RNA, 400 nt
Organism: Solanum dulcamara
Lineage: Eukaryota; Viridiplantae; Streptophyta; Magnoliopsida; Solanales; Solanaceae
Exons: 1
Coding region: 78-263 (61 amino acids)
Source: RefSeq, a predicted model, not a curated record
AUUAUAUUUUCUUUCACAAUUCUUAAUUAAAAGACAUUGACUUACAGGGUACACAGGAUUUGAAGGCUCCAAACCAAAUGGAAAGGAGGGUGGAAACUGUGGAUUACCAAUCAUCAGUGGGACAAGGACAAGAACAAAGGCCUGUAGAAGUUAUUCACCAGACACAAAUUCAAUCAAACACUAGUGGUGGUGUAUUAGCUAAUGCUGCUGCCUCUGUUGCAUCGACCCUUGAAUCCGCCAAAAGAGCUAUUUCACGCAAAUAAUUCCCUAAUAUAAUACUAUAUACGUUGUCUAAUUUUUUUAAUACUUCUUUAUUUUCUAAAUGCAAACCCUCCAAGGGGAGCAUAUAUAAUACUUUUUCAUGUGACUCGAUCUUCUAACCUACAUGUUGGAUGUGUCA